AAAUAGAGAAGCCCCCCCUUCCCCUUGUUUCAAAAAAACUCGUCGGUUAGAAUAGAGCGGGGGAGGGAGCCCAGCAAAGAGAGAAGGGAGCAAAGGGAUUAACUACACAUUCCUUUUUACCCCAAAAUCUGCGCACAUUUACUGUUUUACCAACCAUCAUUCAAAAUUUCUUUCUUAAUCUCAUCAUUAUCGAAUCGAAGUGGAUUUUUUUAAUGAGUCGUUUAGGGUUUAAGUCGGUGGUCUAUCACGGAGACGUUUGUUUGGGAGAACUGGAUACUGUUCCUGUCUCGGACACGAAUUUCCAAUUCCCAAACAACGAAAUUCGAAUCCACCGUAUCUCCCCUACCAGCGAACGAUGCAGGCCUCUCUCCGUUCUCCAUACGAUUUCCUCAUUACCUGUUCGUUGCAAGCUCGAAUCCUCUUCUUCUGUCGAACAACCGCAUUUGAUUCACCUCCACGCCUCUUGCUUCUACGAAUUCAAGACGGCGGUGGUUUUGGUUGGAGAUGAGGAGGUUCACUUAGUGGCAAUGCCGAGUAAACAAAAGAAGUUUCCGUGCUUUUGGUGCUUUUCGGUUCCUACAGGACUGUACAAUUCCUGCUUAGGGAUGCUUAAUUUGAGGUGCCUCGCAAUUGUUUUCGAUCUUGACGAAACGCUUAUUGUUGCCAACACAAUGAAGUCGUUUGAGGAUAGAAUCGAAGCUCUUAGGGGUUGGAUUGCGCGGGAGACUGAUUCGAUUCGUGUUUCAGGGAUGUCGGCUGAAUUAAGAAGGUAUAUGGAUGAUCGGUUGCUGUUAAAGCAGUACACGGAGAGUGAUUGUGUCGUGGAUAAUGGAAAAGUGUUUAAGGUUCAAAUGGAAGAGGUUCCUCCUUUGUCUGAUGUCCACGAGAAAGUUGUUCGGCCUGUGAUUAGGUUGCAAGAGAGAAAUAUUGUUCUUACUCGUAUCAAUCCUGAGAUUCGUGAUACCAGUGUGCUUGUGAGGUUACGUCCUGCGUGGGAGGAAUUGAGAAGUUAUUUGACUGCAAAAGGACGAAAACGCUUUGAAGUAUAUGUUUGUACUAUGGCUGAAAGAGAUUAUGCCUUAGAGAUGUGGAGACUUCUUGAUCCAGAGGCACACCUGAUAGGUUCAAAGCAACUACUGGACCGAGUUGUUUGUGUCAAAUCUGGUUCCAGAAAAUCUUUGCUAAAUGUGUUCCGAGAUGGCAAGUGCCAUCCACAGAUGGCAAUGGUAAUUGAUGACCGUUCAAAGGUCUGGGAGGAUAAGGAUCAACCUAGAAUUCAUGUGGUUCCUCCGUUUGCACCAUAUUAUGCUCCUCAGGCAGAGACAACAAAUGUGGUUCCAGUCCUCUGCGUAGCAAGAAAUGUUGCAUGCAAUGCUAGGGGUUUGUUUUUCAAAGAGUUUGAUGAGAAUGUAUUACCGAAAUCUGAAGUUUUUUACGAAGAUGAGGUGUUAAAUCUGCCUCUUGCUCCUGAUGUGAGCAACUAUUUGAUGUCAGAGGAUGCUGGUUUUGCUUCAAAUGGGAAUAGUGGUGUUCCUAUGAGUGAAGGAAUGAAUGGAGCUGAAGUUGAGCGGAGAAUGAACCAAUUGGAGGAGAAGCAUGUUUUGGGCUCUUCCACUCAUCCAGUAACAAAUAACCCUGAGUUGAGGUUUGAAACAUCUCAGCCACCUGUUACAAUUGUUCCCAAUGUCAUUGGUCCUGCAUCUUCAACAGCACCAUUGCCUGCUCAGAAACCUAGUUUACUUGGAGCUCCUGGUCUGCUUUCAACUCCUACCUUGCUUGGACCUUCUGUAAGAGGAGAUAACAACACUAAUGAUAGUGAUUAUGACAUGAAGAGAAGGGCCCUUGGCUCAAAACAGGGUUUAGACUUCAGGAAUCAGAGCUCGGUCCAACCUCCACUCCUAUCUAAAUUACCUGCACAAACAUCUUCAUUGCCAAUACUGCCUCAGGGAGGUUGGUUGGUGGAAGAAGACAUGAACAAAGCACAUCAGAAUCCUUUUUCUCAUACUGCAUCAGUUUCUGUUUCAACUGGUUUACCAUCACAUGCGUCCCAAGUGAAGGUUGAAGAGGCACAUACUGGACUUGAUACAUCAAAACUGAAUGUUCUGCCUACAGCUUAUGUAUCAGAGAGCGGUGGAACUCAGAAUCAUGUGGCUUCUAUUAGCAGAGAAAUGCAGUCUGAAGGUGGAAAAUUGAAUCUUCUACCCUCCCAUUUGCCAAUAGGUGUUCUACAAGAAAUUGGACGCAGAUGUGGUUCAAAGGUUGAGUUCAGGUCUGUGGUAAGCACCAGUAAGGAUUUGCAAUUUUCGGUUGAGGUUUUAUUCACUGGUGAGAAGAUUGGUGUUGGAAUGGGCAAGACAAGGAGGGAUGCUCAGCAGCAAGCUGCUGAGCUUGCUCUUCAUAACUUAGCAGAAAAAUAUGUAGCAUAUAUAGCACCUCGUUCUGGAGCUGUGGAUAGAGAUUUCAAUAAGCUUUCUCUUGGAACCGAAAAUGGAUUUCUGUGGGACGUGAAUCCUGCAUCAAAUGAAGCACUAAGAGAAGAUGGGUUACCCAAAGACAAUUCUUCUGAGGGUGUCUGGGCAAGAAAUUUCCAGAUUAGAGGUAGUGGUUAUCUGGAGAGAAACCACUCCUCUUUGGAUUUUGCAUUGCACCAAGAUGUGAGAGCUAAAACAUUGAAAGGAGAGUGGGCUGGCUUCAUGUCUGCUACUGCUGCCUUAACCAGCUCAAUUUAUCUUUUUAAGAGAUUGUCCGAAUCUAUGCCAAGCAAACGAUCAAAGGAAGAAUUUCUGCGUCGAUUGCAAAGUCUAUCAUCCUCAGGGCAACCAAAAAAAGAGCAUCCUGUUUCAUGAAAAGCCAUGAGAAGGUUUUGAGACGAGCGACACCAAAUUUAUCAUAGCAGAUGUGCAGAAUCCAAUCUUCGCAGGUUUGGAGUUAACUAAUGCUGAGGUGAAUAGAUGUCUUCUUGGGGAAAUAUGGGCAAUCUUUUUUGUCAUUUUGCCCUGUUGUUUCCUGCUUUGAGUAUGAUCAAAGGCAAAGCCAGAAUCAUCCAGUCGUCAAAAUGUAUUGGCUCUCGCAGACAUGGUAUUUGAUAUAUUUUUUUGCCAUUGUCAAGAAGAAAAUUAAAAUUCAGCAUGGAAUUAGCAUUUCUCAUUCACGUUCUUGCACUACAUUUAUACAGAAUUGUCCCAAAUCAUUUUCGAUGCUUUUUUAGUGUUUGUAUGUUUUAACUUUAAAAAAAAAAAAAGAUCUAAUUAAGACCUAUUCAUCACUAGAUAGUUAAUCAUAAUUGGAGGCAGAAUAAUUUAUGAGUUGUAAUCCCAUUUUAUUUGAAGUUUGGUAUUGCUAAUUCCAUUUUAUCUAAUACCUAAUUAACUUCAUAAAGCCUUCAUCAAAAUAAAAUUAAAUAAAAUAAAAAACUUAAAAAGCCAUAUGGUAACGAAGUGGCUUGAGGUACUUCUGUAUCUAAUAGUAAUAUUACUUUUCACAGUAAAUAUGGGGUAAUUGUUGGUGGUAGUAGGUAAU
Messenger RNA from Durio zibethinus, 3519 nucleotides. NCBI's taxonomy places the organism in Eukaryota, Viridiplantae, Streptophyta, Magnoliopsida, Malvales, Malvaceae. The record is from RefSeq and is a predicted model, not a curated record.